GGGGCGCGCGGCGGCCUGUUACUUCCUCUUGGAGUGCGAGGGGGAAGUCGUGGCGCAGCUGAUGAUAACAUACGAAUGGUCCGAUUGGCGUGCGUCCAACAUCUGGUGGAUUCAGAGCGUCUACGUGCGCCCCGAGCACCGCCGCAAGGGUCAUUUCCGGGCGCUGUACGGUGCCGUACGGCAAGCUGCCCGUGAGGCUGGAGCUGCGGGUCUGCGGUUGUAUGCGGAUGUGGCCAACGCCCGAGCACAUGCUGCGUACGAGGUUCUGGGCAUGAGGAGCCACUACAAGGUGUACGAGGACAUGUUCACAUCUUACUGAUUACAAGUAGGAAGCGACAACGAAUGGAACGAAAGAGAGUUGGCAAUAUGAAGGAAGGCGGGAAGGGUGUUGUUGAUAUGGUGGAAAUGGAACAUGAGGCUUGAGUCCCCUACUACGUCAAUGAAUGACCGUACAAUGAUUUUCGAAGAGAGAACGCAUGUCGUACUACUAUACCUUAUGUCGUGGCUAGCUGUGCAGCACAUACAUCUGUAGCUACAGAGUGGGAGUGCGGUUCAGCGUAUUCCUGAAGUGAG
Molecule: messenger RNA, 573 nt
Organism: Astrephomene gubernaculifera
Lineage: Eukaryota; Viridiplantae; Chlorophyta; Chlorophyceae; Chlamydomonadales; Astrephomenaceae
Source: the annotation of a GenBank genome assembly